Messenger RNA from Lagopus muta (rock ptarmigan), 10556 nucleotides. RefSeq names its product nuclear factor of activated T cells 2 (gene NFATC2). The record is from RefSeq and is a predicted model, not a curated record. Gene Ontology annotation, molecular function: transcription factor binding; RNA polymerase II cis-regulatory region sequence-specific DNA binding; DNA-binding transcription factor activity, RNA polymerase II-specific. The coding region runs from base 2495 to 5266 and encodes 923 amino acids. Gene Ontology annotation, biological process: calcineurin-NFAT signaling cascade; regulation of transcription by RNA polymerase II; cytokine production. NCBI's taxonomy places the organism in Eukaryota, Metazoa, Chordata, Aves, Galliformes, Phasianidae. The transcript is spliced from 11 exons. Gene Ontology annotation, cellular component: transcription regulator complex.
GCCGCUCCCCGCGCACGUUCCUGAGGGCAGGAGCUCAGCCCAGCUGCAGCCUUCUGGGGGGGCCCAGCUCUGGGUCCCAGUAGCCACGACCGCUAAUCACCGGCUGCGCAGGCUUCCCUGGCUGCACCCGGCGGCAGCGCAGCCCGCUUCUGGCCAAAGCAGACAGUAAGGAACUCCAGAGCUCGAGGGCCUCGCGUAGCGUUAGGAAUCGCCGCAGCAGAUGAGGUAGACUUUAACUGUGGUCUCCAGCUGAACCACAGAGAGACACUGGAUCCUUUUCAGCAGAGCGCCGGCAGACCCGCGGCAGGCAGGGAGCCACGCGGGCGGGAGCAGCCGCACACGGCGCAGGAGAUGCACGCAGCCCCGGGCUUUGCACGCUGCUUGCACACGUACACGUGUGUGCACACAGCUGCACGCUGAGCAUGCGGAAACCCCGCUCCUUGUUGCUCUUGGCUGCUGGGGGGAGUUCAGACAGUGUGAUGCGAGCGUGCCGUUGUAGGACUGGGUGUAUCACACGUUCAUGAGAAAAGCAAAAACCAUCGCUCUUUGAGUCUCUGCUCAGUUAAAUGUGGUCCUGUGACAUCCCUCGUUAAUCUGGUGGCUGCAAAUAUGGAAUAAGGGCUUCUCUCUAUUUAAAUCACGCUCCAGUUGUACGCGUGUAGACAGAAUACAGCAGUAGGGUUCCUGCUAUUUCCAGCUGACCAUCUCCUCCUGGAGAGGUCUCAGAAUAAACCUCAGCGUGGCAGGUCUGCAGGAUCACCUGCCCCUCUGCAAGGUUGCUUCCCCUACCCCUAACCACAUUCAAGUAAAGAAUUAAUGUCAGUAAGGCCUGAUUUCCCACAGCAGUGCCCUUGCAGUUGCCCUUACUUCCCUCCACAGCAGGGAGCGUCGUGCAGUGUUUGCACUCACCAAUAGGUGCCCCUAACGCAUCCCGGAGCUGCUGCCAUGGCGCUUGCUGAGCGCUCUGCAGAAGCUCAGCAGAGGAACUGAUUUUAAAUAGUAGGGAAAGUCCAGUUCCGGUGCUGUGAAUUGGCAAAGGAUGGAGAAAAACAGUGUGAUGAGGAGGUCAUUCUUUGGCUGCCAUAUUACUGAUAAAGGGGACAGGUUACAAGCCUAUGUGCUAUUGAUGCAUUCUGUGAUUCUGUGCUGAGAUCCCGGUUGAUGUGUGCUAUGUAAGGGGCUUUCAGUGAGCUUAGCCAACAGCUUGGGGUCAGAUUUGUAAUGCAAUUGAUGUUGACCUGCUAACAGGCUUAGCAAAUACAAACAGGUUGAAAUUAAUGCUAAUACACUUUUUUAAUGAUCUUGGUCCCACUGCCUUUGCCACUCCACUCUGCCCACAGACUGAGAGCAUUUUUCAAACCCACAGAUCCAAUGACAGCAGUGCGCACACCAGUAAAGGGAACUGUAUGGACAGGAAAGCGAGGGAACAAAGUCGUCUGACCACAGAUGCUGUCAACACACAAAUUUAGGAUCUCCAGGUGAAGUCACUGCUGGUGGCAGCAGAGGUUGGAGGGCAGCAGGCUGCUGGCAGGCAGGGCCAGCAUGCGGGGCAGUGCCUGCAGAAGGUGCAGAUGAAUGGAGACAGUGUGGUGGAGGUGGCCGAGGGGCAGUGUGGUCAGUGGGGAAUGUGACGGGACCUAGUUGGAGAAAUGCUGUUUGUGAGCAGGGUGGGGAAAGAACAGAGGCCUUAUGCAGAGCUUCAUGUUUCUAUGGGUGUCCCAGUCAAGAGAGGCAGGAGUCCCUGUGAGUGCAGGAGGUGUGUCCAGAAACUGCCUGCUGGUGCUUGCACAGGGAUCAGGGAGUACGAGGCAUGGGAUGCAAUGCACCUGGACAAGGCAAGGGCAGCACCUGGGCUCCUGGAGCUGCUGCAGGCUCCACCAGCAUGGCCUGAUGCUGGGAUGGGAGAGGCUGCAUGCACGACACGAAGCCGUGCUCAGCGUGGGGUAAGAGCGCAGAGGGCGGCUCACCCCGUGGGAGCUCAAUGAGACUUCCCGAGGUUCCCCACACCACCGCCACCCCCCGCACUGUGCAAGGCUAUCGGCAUCCCCCACAGCCCUGCGCUUCCCUUUCUCGUUUCACUUCCCCAGCUCCUCCAGCAUCCUCCCGCAGCAGCCACCCUUUCCCCGGGGCCGGUGCGGGCCGGGCAGGGCUCCUCCUCCCCGGGGGCGGCUCCGGGCGGCAGGUGGCUGCACGGGAGCAGGAAGCUGCCACCGCUCAGCUCCCGAUCCCCCUCGCGUGCGACCGCCGUCGGGGCAGCGGAGCCGGCCUCAGCGACCCCUGGAAGACGUUAUUAUUUCGGUUCUUUUUUGCCCCUUUUUUCUUCCCCCCUCUUUUUUUUUUUUUUUUUUUUUUUUUCUUCUUCUUCUUCACCUGACUGCUCUCCACUUGCACUUGAAAGGAUACCUCAGGUUCCCAUCGCCCUUGGGCUCCUGUCGCAGCAGGCCAGCUCCGGACGAGCCUCCCGCCCCGCCGCUGACCGCCGGGGGUGGCCACGAUGAGCGCCGCUGCGCAGUCUGCGGAGCCCGACCCGCAGGACGGGACCCCCGGGCACUGCCCCGACCCCGGCCCUGCUCGGGACGGCAGCCCGCAGGAGGAAUUUGAUUUCUCUAUCCUCUUCGACUACGACUACCUGAAGCCGAUCGAAGAAGAACCGACUCCACAUAAAACCAACAGCCCACCCUCUGGAGUUGCAUACGCUCAUGAUGUCCUGGACUGUGGCCUCAAGCCAUGCCCCCUGCCUUUUCCUAGCCUUUCUGCAGAUCCCAUGGGCAGAUAUGGACAGCCAGAUAGCAUAGGGACAGCACCUACACACCCUGCGAGCGCCGCAGGGGCCUCUGCUCCGAGUCCUAGGAUUGAAAUUACUUCAUAUCCUGAACUGAUUAAUUCAGGGGGUCCCUUCCGCAGCAGAGACACCGAUGUUCUUUUGGUAGAACAUCAGUCAAACUCAGCUACCACUAGCCCAAGGGUUACCCUGCCCGUCCCUGGCUUUGAGGGCUACAGAGAACCACUGUGUCUGAGCCCAGCUAGUAGCGGCUCUUCUGCAAGUUUCAUUUCAGAGACAAAUUUAUCUCCUUGCACAUCACCAUGUGUUUCACCAAAUAAUGGUCCUAGUGAUGACCUUUGUCCGCAGUUUCAAAACAUCCAUACUCAUUAUUCUCCUAGAACCUCUCCAAUAAUGUCACCACGAACAAGCAUCACGGAGGAAACCUGCUUGGGACAACAUUCACCAUCACCACGUCCCAACUCAAGGUCUUCAUCACCAGGUGCAAAACGGAGGUACUCUUGCACCCAGCAGCCUUCCACCUCUCCACGACAGUCAAGGACCCCCUCUCCACAGUCCUCUCCACGCAUCCCCCUGAGGGAAGACAGCUCUACGCUUACUUAUACGCAGUUGUCCAGCGCUCCUCUUUCCAUGGAUGCUAUGAACAGCCUUCCUACAGAUCCUUCCUGUGGUGUUCCCACCAAAAUUUGGAAAACCAGCCCUGACCCUUCAUCAAUGCCUUCCCACAAAAACAGCAUUCCGUGCCACGUCUUUCAGACUGUUGACUUCCACGGGCCCUGCGAGCAGGAGGACAGGAGAAACUCAGCGCCAGAAUCGAUUCUGUUGGUUCCUCCGUCCUGGACAAAGCAACUGAUGCCAGCAAUACCUAUCUGCAGCUUGCCCGUCCAGUCUCUGCCGCCCCUCGAGUGGCCGCUCUCCAGCCAGUCUGGCUCCUACGAGCUGCGCAUCGAGGUGCAGCCCAAGCCCCACCACCGCGCGCACUACGAGACGGAGGGGAGCCGAGGGGCUGUGAAGGCCCCGACUGGAGGCCAUCCUGUGGUCCAGCUUCACGGUUACAUGGAGAACAAACCAUUGGGUCUUCAGAUCUUCAUCGGGACAGCAGAUGAACGGAUACUCAAACCUCAUGCUUUCUAUCAAGUCCAUCGCAUUACAGGAAAGACUGUCACCACCACCAGCUAUGAAAAAAUUAUUGGCAACACCAAAGUUUUAGAGAUCCCAUUGGAACCCAAAAACAACAUGAAAGCAACCAUUGACUGUGCGGGGAUUUUGAAGCUGAGGAAUGCAGACAUCGAGCUGCGUAAGGGUGAGACGGACAUCGGCAGGAAGAACACCCGCGUCCGGCUUGUCUUCCGCGUGCACAUCCCUGAGUCCAGCGGCCGCAUCAUCUCUCUGCAGGCAGCAUCAAACCCCAUCGAGUGCUCCCAAAGGUCUGCUCAUGAACUUCCGAUGGUUGAAAGACAAGACAUUGAUAGUUGCCUCGUGUAUGGAGGGCAACAGAUGAUCCUGACAGGACAGAAUUUCACAGCGGAGUCCAAGGUGGUGUUCACAGAGAAAACUUCAGAUGGGCAGCAGAUCUGGGAAAUGGAGGCGACAGUGGAUAAAGAUAAGAGCCAGCCUAGCAUGCUCUUUGUAGAAAUACCGGAGUACCGGAACAAGCACAUUCGCACACCUGUGAAGGUGAAUUUCUAUGUCAUCAAUGGCAAAAGAAAAAGAAGCCAACCCCAGCAUUUUACCUAUCACCCAGUACCAUCAAUCAAAACAGAGCCCAUUGAUGACUAUGAUCCAGCCCUAAUCUGCAAUACAGUACACAGUGGUCUGGGAACAGUCACACAGCCGUACUAUUCACAGCACACAAUGGUCACCGAGUCCCCUUCCUGUCUUGUGGCCACUAUGGCUCCCUGCCAGCAGUUGCGCUCGGGCCUUUCUUCUCCUGAUUCUCGAUACCAUCAGCAGAAUCCAGCUGCAGUAGUAUACCAAAGAAGCAAGAGCCUUAGCCCAAGCCAGCUGGGCUACCAGCAGUCCGGUUUGAUGGCUACACCGGUUGCAAUUUCAGAUGCCCAUAGGUCAGUGCUAGUGCAUGCUGGUUCCCCAGGCCAAACUUCAGCAGUGCUCCACCACUCUCCAGGCAACCAGCAAUCUUCUCCAGUGAUUCACUACUCUCCAACCAACCAGCAGCUGAGGUGUGGAAGUCACCAGGAAUUUCAGCACAUUAUGUGCUGUGAAAAUUUUACGUCCAGUGUUGCAAGACCAAGCCAGCCCCAAGUCAGUCAAGCACAGAGAUUAAGUCCGAGUUCAUAUCCUACCGUGAUCCAGCAGCAGACAGCUUCAGGCCAGCGGGCAGCAAAAAAUGGACAACCAGUCAGCGACCAGAAGGAAGUGUUACCAGCUGGAGUCACUAUUAAGCAGGAGCAGAAUUUGGACCAAGCGUACCUGGAUGAUGAGCUGAUAGAUACACACCUUAGCUGGAUACAAAACAUUAUAUGAAAAAGAAUGACUGAUCUUUGAUCCAAGCAAUCAAAAAGAAAGUUAACGAAAUUAUCAGGAAGGAAUUUUCUGGACUCCCUGCCAGAAAUCAGACAUAGAAGAAGAUUUGUGAGACAGCUUCUACCAAAUCCUUCCAUAACUGACCUCUUAGAUCCUUCCAGUGCCCCUGCAACCUCCUGCUUCCUUAGCUGUUCAUCUCAAGGCACCAGUUCAAUGCAAGGAACAAUGUACUGGCAUCAAGCUGACAGCCUUGACUAAGCAACUCGCCACCUCUCUCUGUAAACAUGGAAAAGGGCACCCUUCCUUUCGUCCAAAGAUCACAUUGUUCUCAUGUAACAGAGCAUCUGUCUGAGGAAACACUUCAAGCCUGCUGCAAAAAUCUAGCUAUGUAUCGAUGCAUCUAUCUCAGAAUAAGGGAGAAGUAAGAUGGCACUCCUGAAGGCCACACAAAGCAAGGGAGGUUAUAUAUUAGUCUUUAUUUGGGUGGGGUGGGAAACAAGGGAAGAAAGAGUAAUAUAUUCCGUAAAAGAGCAGCGCUGUGCAGCUCACUAACAAUGACUUGCCUUCCAGGUCGCAAAGCCCUUCUGAAAAAUUCUGUUGUAGGAAACUGAGGCAGCUCAUGCUCACUCUGCCUUUAUCCAGUCUGGGAGCAGAGGUUGUAUUUUCUCACCCUGAGCACCAUGAUCAGUAUUUCAAGCAGUAGACGUCAACAGAAUCCGGCAAUUUUCUCCAUUUUUUCUUGUCAGAUUGAACAGGGAUUUGGUGGAGAAGGAUGCUCUGGAGAGCCAGUAAAAAGAGCAGUUCAGCAGCUGCUACACCUGUCUCAAGGUAAAUGAAACCCACGUAAACAGAGAUGAAUGUACAGGAGUCACAGUAAACCCAAAUAUUUUAUGACCUGUCCUCAUUUAGGCAGCAUACGAACACAUCUUACGUAUUUUCUCCCCAAUAAAUUGCUGCUGUUUCUUCUCAUGUAGAGCCCACUGUUGGCUGGUGCCUUGUCUCAUGUAGCAGCUGUAAUGUUUAACCACACAAGCUGCAGAGGAAAAUAAUUGCAUUUCACAGAAGGUGUAUGUUCAAGAAAAAGUAUACACUUAUAAUACUCUAUCUUCAGCACUGCAAAGCUACCAGCAGCUUCUGGAAAGGUUAAAAUUCCAUGCGAGGUAGCAUGCAAGGUUUUGCUUUGUGUGUUUGAAUGCAAUGUACUGACAAAUGCUAAUCACAGUAAGAGCUACCUGCAGCCUGCAGCCGUACAGCUAGCAAGUUUGUAAGAUUUCAGUGCAUCUCUGGUACCCCAGUGGGAUGAAAGCACACCUGGAGUGACUGAUCUCUGCAGUAAGAGGCUGCUGCUCUGUGGGCAGCAGUGGUUUGUGAAUGAGGAAAGCUGCGUUGUUAUGGGCGCUGAGCCUGAACUCGUAGAAAACACAGCAAACCUGCCCUGUUCUCAGCUGCUUCACAGCAGACUUCAGCAGUGUGCCCACGUGCUCACAGCAGCCACUGGGUCAUGUGAAUAUUGAAGACCAGCAGAGCAGCUGCCUGGUUUGUUCCCAGUACUGCAAGAAAGAUGCUUGCACCAAUCCCACAGCCUUCUGCAGGAAUAAAACUGAGGCUGCGGUGCCUUCUGCAUAGUUUAGUUAUUGUUAAACAGCAUUUAUACUGCACAGCACUUCAGCUGGUUCACACGCCUCAGAUGAGCCACUUUUUCAAUUGUUUUUAACCUGCCAUAUUGUUGAAAUCUACCACCCAUCAUGUAUUUUUAAUGCAUUUUAAUGGAUUUUUCAUUUUGAAAACUUGCUAAUGCCAACAGUUGCCUGUCAGAAAUUCUUUACCGCAGCUGAGCAAAAGAGCCCAGAUGGGUCUCUUGGCUUGGAAGGACCAGAAAUGGCCAUCUAGUUUUCCCUGAUCCAACCUCUAAGGGUAAGACAGGAUAAAUGAAAAAAAAACAAAAAUCCAUUCAGAGCAAACCAAAGUCCCCAGGUAACUGACAGAAACAUUUCUUUUGCUGGAUCUCAAAUGAAAUACCAAAGAAUGUGAGCUUCUUUCCAAGACGGGAGCUCUUGCUGCUUUCUGGUGGCUGUCAGAACACAGCUGGCCAUGGCAGUGCCCUCCGUCAGAUCCCACACACCGAAUCCCCAGCAGCCCUCCCUGCAGCAUGCAGUUGCACUACGUGUGUUUGUGCUGUUGACUGAUUUUGUCAAUUUUUGUCCCCCAGAGACCAUUUAAACAUCUUUCUCCCCUUGUUGCUCUGAGGCAUAGCCGUAUAAAGCAGACAAGAAGGCAUGGAGCCUUGCAGAAGGCAGUGAGCCCUCAGCAGAAGCCACGCAGGCUGACCCCAAGCCCUGCAGGGCUCCUGAGCAGGAUGUGCCCUCACCUGAGCAUGAACUGGAAGGUCGGAUGCAUGCUGCUCUGGGCUGUUCUUUUGGGCAGUUUGCUUUGGAGAGCAGGAGAGGGGUUUAUAUAUAUAUAUUUAAUAUAUGCUACAAGUGCUUUACUCAUGCUUGCACUAGCUGUAUUUCCUCCUCCUUUUUAAAGGCAUAGAUACUAAUCUGGACAUGUGUUAGGGUAGAGGCAUAUACAUGUCUGUCUAUAUACUAUAACCACGUAAGAGUAGAUGGUUAUAUAUAUAUGUGUACACAUCCAUCUGUGCUUCUCUCUGACCACACACACCAGUCCUACAGCUGGCUGCAGCUGCGCAGACCUGCUGCCACACAAAGCCAGCUGCUGGAGCGAGGGUUCGUAUGAUGUACAUAAUAUAGACUACAUUUUAGUGGUUUUAUCUACAGCUACGUCAGGUCAGGCUGUGCUACUCUUACCUGCUUUUACAUCCACCGUUAGUUACAUAGAACAGCUUUAACCACUUUAUAUUUAUUUCUGGAGAGAAGGAGUAUCCUCAGACAUAGCGACAUACGUUGUUGUCUCUUUUUAAAAAGAAAACUGAUGUGUUACAGAUAUAUAGCUAGGCUGAAGAACUUCAGAAUACGCAGUACUAAAUUAUUUCCUGUUCUCGCUGAGCAGUGUUCUGCAGUAUUAAUACUUGUGGCAUAACACGCCUCGCUCUCUUUCUGUAGAAGCAUUAGAUUAACCUCGGAAGAGUUAAUGCCAUUCUGUGAGCAAUUUGUUCUCACUUUAUCUGGAUGAUAGCCAUAUUUGCACAUGAGGAAAUUCUGUCUUUCCUCAGUUAUCUGAAUGUUUCACCACAGUGCCUUCCUGCCAUUGUACCAAAGGCCUCCUUGUGUGCAGGGUGUACAACUCUAAUGCAUUUUCCAUCAGAGUUAUACCAUGUGAAGUACGUGGGGCUCAUUGGAACUCAAAGUUCAUCUCUUUCUUUUUUUCUGUGCGUGUGCAUUUUUAUACUUCGUUUUUUCCAUCCGAGCUUUGGCUGCAAGUACAGGAUGAGCUUCUAUAAACGUCUGCAUCAAAUAUAUGAAUGCGUAAAAUAAAACCGUCGUUCACGACGUGUAAACAGUCUAAGAGUGGAAUGGGAGUGGACAGAUACCAGGGAGAUGUUUUUGUGUCAGUUAUGAGUGUCGGAAGCACAGUUUGCCAGGAGAGGAAUUGCUCGUGAAGGCAAUGAAAUACGAAGUCCCAUUUUCGUUUUUCUCCAUGAGAAUAAGCAAAGUGGAAGAUCUGAGCUGCGAUGGGAUGAAGGUGUCUAAUGUACGUGUUGUUCCUGGGAGAAAGAAUGUAGAAGAGCCAUGGGUUUUGCACUUGCUUUGUUUGUAUCCAUGUAAAUAUGUAUCACUUCCAUUCUUCUUGUAGGGAUACGGCAUUUUCUGAAUGUAGAAUAUUUCCAGAAACAGCACUAUGUUAUUCUCUAUUGUAUAAAAUGCUGCUGCUUUAUAACAUAUCUAAAACGGUUCUCAAAUUAGCUAGCAUGUUUUUACAAUGUAUUUUGUAAUCCGUAUCUUUACCAAAAAAUGUGUCUAUGCUUUUGGUCUGGCCAAAUAUGCAACGGCUUUUGAAUUAAGGAUAGUAUUUAUGAAGGGUGGAUCUUCAUUUGUUGAUGCGCAUUAAUUUUCUAUGCAAUUGUUGUGGAAUCGUUAUUGCCCCCCAGAGUCACAUUUGAUCCAUUUUCCAAAGACCUCAAAGACAACUUUAAACACUUUUGAAGCACAUUUCUAAAUAUUUCAAUCUUUUUGUCCCCGCAUUUCUUUCCAAACUGCUUUCUAAUAGAGAACAAUUACCUGCCAGAUGGGAUUCAAGAAAACGACUCUCAUCUUAUUUUCAGAUUUUGAAUUGAUUCGCAUCUUCAUAAAGCUUCCACCACACGAAAUCACCUGGUGUUCCCAUUUACCUGCAGUUCUCUUGGUUAUUCACAUGGCAUUUGGGUGAACUGCAGAUUCCCCAGAAAUUGACUGUUUUCCUCACUGUUUACAUCACACUGAUUCCAUGUGUGUGUGUGAGGCACCUCACAGUGCCCACUGUGACACACGGGGAGUGACAAUCCUUUAUUCAUCUCAGUUCAGAAAGAGUAAUCCACCUGUUGGAAGCUGGCAUCUGUCUUUCACGUCUGCUACUUUUAUCAGUGCAGCAGUGCCAGUCGGUAGGAAUGUCUUUAACCAGCACUCAGUAUCUAACCCAUCUGGUCUAAGAGCCAUUCGUUUUGCCAUUUUCCUUGUUCCUGAUAUACAGAAAUAAAUAAAUUGGGACCAAACCAACAUCGCAGUGCAAAUUGAAGCGAAGAUGCUGACAUUCUAACAGAUCAAACGAGUCACCUGGGGAAAAAGCUCACGUUUCUUUCCAAUCGCUCAAAACAGCCAAAUGGGGCAGAAAGUUCUAGAAUGGCUGAGUCACCAAAUGAAUAAUGUUCCGUGUCACCAGCUGGUGGGAUGAGCAGUCAUUCCUCCAAAGCUGCAAGGACUGAAGAGCUGUUGUAGCAGCGCUGCCAGUCCCUGUACACAGCAGUGUGGUGAGAGCUGGGAUGCACAGCCAGGUACCAGACAGGGGCACUGCUGCGUCCUGGCUGGGACCUGUGUGUGUGUGUGAGAUGAUGAUGUGUUCCCCUGGCUCAGGACACGCAGGUCUCCUUGCAGACACUCUCUGUGCAAAGCCCCGUUAGCAGAUACACAUGCAAGAAAGCAAUCAUCUCUCAGAUCAUUCUAGCAGAUGUCUUUUUAAUCAAACUGUUUGUUCAAAAGCCUAACUUUAAGAACUAAAGAAGAGUUCAUAUCAUUUACAUUCCUACAACAACAUGGUUAACCUCCAAUGUAAUUUUUUUUGCUAUCGUCUGUAAAAUAUUUUUAUAUAUUGCCUGUACUGUGGUAGAUUAGCAAUAAAUGAGAGGAUAUCAUCU